UGGACAUGACGUAACUACCGUAAAACAAUAUGGCGUCCUCGGAGAAACAUGAUUGCCGAUGAGUCUAACCGGAUAGACCGCCGCCUCACGUGAGGCAACGUUGUUGUCUGACGUAACGUUUUCGGUAAAAUACAUCCAUGUUGUAGGCGUUGGUGAGCGCACCUGUUUAUUUUGAGCACGGACUUUCAAUUCGAGUGCAGUUGCUCGUCGGCGCUCAAGAUGGAUGGUGGAGAGUACGUCUCCCCAAUGGAGAACGUGGACCCGACUUUAGCUGAGUUAGUGGGAGAUGAAUUCACACUGGGGGACUUCGAUGAGAUUCUCCAGUAUGUCAAGGGCGACAUCCCAGACCUGUUUGAGGAGCCGAUGGCCAUCUCUGGCUCUCUCAGCACCUCUCCUCGACCCGCCAAUCAAAACCCUCAGACUCCCCAAACAUCGACCCCAGUUGUCCCACAAUUCCCCAACGCCGGCCUCUCUGCCCCCCAGUCGCUGUCACCCAGGUCCGGGUCGCUCCCGCCUUCUCUCUCCCCUACUCAGACCCCUGCCACAGCAUCCACAGGGCAGCAGCAUGUGACCCGCAGCCUCCAGCCACGACCCCCAGUGGUCCAACCCAUCCAACCCCAACCGAUGGCUCAGCCCACCAUCCAGGUGCAGACCCACUCGUUCCCAAUGCAGGCUCAGCCAUUCCCAGUACACACCCUGGUUCCAACAGCGAUCCCGACACAAGGCACCCAAGCUGUGAUGGUUGCCUCCAACAGUGGCCAGUCCCGUUUUAUCCCAAACCCAGUCAUCUGCGCCCAAAACCCUACUCCUGGUUUCCCAGUGCUCCAACCACAGGUACCGAGCAUUAUGAGCCCAGUGACAUUUCAGCAUCACCGCCUUCUGACACCCACUGGUCAAACCAUCCAGACUAUCUCCACGGCGCCCACUGCGAUCCAUGCUGUGCAGCAGCCUGUUCUGGUUCCACAGCCUCAAAUUCUAAAUACUGAUUCCCUUGUUUUGACGACACUUAAACCAGAAUGUACUCAGGUACUCACAACCAUGCAACACCCAGCGGGGAUCACCACCUUUACCACAACCCCCAAGAACAUGACACUGCAAGUCCCGGUAUACAGCUAUCAGUACCCUCAAAACGCUACGAUUCCUUUUAUGGUGGGAGGGGGAGAUAAGCUCACCCUUAAACAGGUACCGUCAGGCUGCGCCCACAACACACAUGUCGCCAACGGAGAGCUGAGCCCGGUGACAGGAAGUCUGAUGUGCCAAGGAGGGGUGGUAAAAGAGGGUGAGAGGAGAACCACCCACAACAUUGUUGAAAAGAGGUACCGCUCGUCCAUCAAUGACAAGAUUGUGGAGCUCAGAAACUUGGUUGUGGGCAAUGAUGUUAAGAUGCAUAAGUCGGGAGUGUUGAGCAAAGCUAUUGACUACAUUAAGUACCUGAAACAGGUCAACCACAAACUCCGUCAGGAGAACCUGACCCUCAGGAUGGCCAACCAGAGGAACAAGCUAGUGACACUGUCCGAGGAUAUGGAGCCGAAAGAGGAAAUUCCGAUAAUGUCACCUCCAGCCUCUGACUCGGGCUCCCCCCUCCAGUACUCGCCAUUCUGUUUUGACUCUGAGCCUGGCACCCCAUUACUUGAUGACGAGCUGAUGAAGUGCGAGCCAGACUCUCCUUCCUGUGUCGGCGUGAUGGAUGGUUCUCGUCUGCUUCUCUGUGCCCUGACCAUCUUCUGUCUGUCCCUGAACCCACUACCCUCGCUGUUGGGCUCUGACACGUCUUCAAGCCAAAGUCUCUCUGCAGGGCAUGGGCCGUCAAGGACACUUGUUUGGUUCCCGAGUCCCACACAAGACUUUGCCUCAUGGCUGCGCUGUAUGUUGCCGUGGCUGAUGGUUUGGGUCAUCAGUGGGCUGGGAGCAGUGUGGGGUUGUGUCCGUGUGCUGUAUCUUUGGGAACCUGUCACGCCGCUUCACUCCCCGAAGUCGGUGUCCUUCUGGAGGCACCGCAAGCAAGCCGAUGCACACCUCAAGCGCGGGGACUAUGCUGCUGCAUUGCCUUGUUUAGAGACCUGUCUGUCCAUCUUGACCAGAGCUUUGCCCUCCACCAAACUGGAUCUGUUGUGCUCGUUGUCCUGGAACGUGAUUCGCUAUUGUUUGCAUCGCCCAACCCCGGUCGGCUGGCUGGUUCACCAAGUCGGAGGAAAACACGAAGGGGACGAGGCAAGGACGAGUGCAAAGGAUGCAGCACUGGUUUACCAUCGUCUGAGCCAACUGCAACUCACAGGAAAGGUGCCCGAGCGCAGUGGCUUGUGGGCCCUGUCUCUGUCUCUGAGCGCUGUGAACCUUAGCGAGAGCGCCCAAGGGAAGAUGGCUCCAUCCCAGCUCGCCGAGAUCAAUGUCACUGCAGCCACAGCCCUGCGUGCUGUACUGGGGCUCCAUUUCUCCUUCCUGCCCGGUUACUUAUUAAGCUGUGCAGAGAGCAUUGCCAGUCCAUCGGAAGCAAAGCAGAUCCCCCGCUGCCUGCGCUGGCUUUUCACACCAUCAGGCAGGCAGUUCUUCCUAAGCUGCGAUUGGUCGCUGAAGUCCGAGAGCAUCGAUGUGGUGUUUACGUCGCAGAGGGAAGACCCAGCCGACCCAAUGGCGCAGUUGCACCGCUGUUUCUGCAGAAAGCUGCUGGAGAGAGCCGUACACAGCCUCAUCCAGCCGCAGAAGGACUCUGAAGGAGGCGAGCACAGGACAAGCUCAGGGGAGUUUUCCAGUGCCCUGGAGUUCCUGCAGCAAUUAAACAACUGUACAGAUGACUCUGCCUCUGCUCUUCCUCCCUUCUCAACUCCUCCCAGUCACACCAUCACGCCAGCGAGAGAUCCGGUGAGUCGUUGGUGGGCUUUAGUACUGAAGGCCGCUGUCUAUUGGCUUCAGGGUGAGGAUUCCACUGUGAGGUCACUGCUGGCAGAUACCGAGAGAAUGCCGGGGGCUCUGCAGACUGGAAAACACCCUCUGCCCAAAGCUGUGCUGUUACUAUGCAAGUCAGUUCAGAAGAGUCUGUCGCCUCUGAAGGGAGGCGGAACGCAAGCCUGCCUGUCCAGUUGUCACCAAGCCAGCAAUUACCUACGCUCCAGCAUCUCUUUGCACCUCGGCCAGCCGGAGAGUUGUCUAGACCAGGCGAUGGAGCUCCUGGUGUGUGAUCUUCUGCUUACCUUGAGGACAAGUUUAUGGCAGCGAGGCAGCAGCAUUCAUGGAGACCGUGGCCCAGCACCUGCAUCCCAGCUGGCAGGUUUUCAGAAUGACCUGAGUGCACUGAGAAAGCUCACACAGUCGUCCAGACAGGCGCAACAUAAGGUGUUCCUCCAUGAGACCACAGUGAGGCUGAUGGCCGGAGCCUGUCCCACAAGGACACACCAGCUGCUGGAUCACAACCUGCGACGUAGAACACAGGGCUCCUGCGCUGCAGAAGGCGAGAGGGAGCGUGCUCAUGCCAUUCUGCUGGCCUGCCGCCACCUGCCCAUACCUCUGUUGACCCCGCCAGGGAACCGCGCCCACCUGCUGAACGAGGCCAAGCGCACCCUGGAGCGGGUGGGAGAUCGUCGAUCCCUGCAGGAUUGUCAGCAGAUCCUGUUGCGCCUGAGCGGCGGCACGAGCAUUGCUGCAUCCUAAACACACACCCACACACACACAGUUGAACUCCUUCAUUUACAGCAUAAAUAAUAGAAGUCAAAUCAUGUGCAGCUGCUUGAAUUGCUCUGCUCUAGCACAGUGGCGCCACCUUUUGGUCAUUGGUGGUACAACACUCGCUGCUUUUUAAAAUAACAAGGGAAUAUCAGGUGAAGUGAUCUCCUCGGAGAUUAAAAAAGGGAGUGGUUUAAUAAAAAUAAAAAUUUGAAAUGAAUAAAUAAUUGUUGAUACCAAGCUGCAGGAUAAUCAGCGUGACUUUAUAAAGUCAAAAUCAGUUUGCAGGCUUUUGUUUUGAAGGACUGUACACGGCAUAAACAGAGAGGCUCAGCGCAAAGUAGUGUCAUGUCUACCUCACACACAGUACAAUAUACUGUGGGGAAAAAUAACUUUAACUUGGAGGAUGUUAAAGGUGCAACGUUCUAUUAAUCUCUCUAAGGGACUUGUUUUCUUCUUCUUCAAAAAGAGUGAAUGAUGCCAAUUAGGGCCCGAGCAGCAAUUGAAGGCCCCAUUGUAAUUGUUGUUUUUUCCUCUAAACGUUUGAACGCCUUUUUGAGGCUCUUUACAUGCCCAGAAAGUCCCCGCAUUUUGCAGGCGCGUCAGGUACGGUGAAAAGUUCAAAUACAAUUUCAAAAUUGGCUCUCUAGCGCCACCUUGUAAUUUUUUUAAAUUAGCCCUUUGGCACAAAAUCGCAACAGACGUCUAUCAUAAGGGGACGCACAUAAAAGUCUCAGAAACCCGUACCUGAAAA
This is a messenger RNA of Nerophis lumbriciformis (worm pipefish), 4411 nucleotides long. RefSeq names its product sterol regulatory element binding transcription factor 2 (gene srebf2). The record is from RefSeq and is a predicted model, not a curated record. Gene Ontology annotation, biological process: positive regulation of transcription by RNA polymerase II; positive regulation of cholesterol storage. NCBI's taxonomy places the organism in Eukaryota, Metazoa, Chordata, Actinopteri, Syngnathiformes, Syngnathidae. Gene Ontology annotation, molecular function: protein dimerization activity; DNA-binding transcription factor activity, RNA polymerase II-specific; RNA polymerase II cis-regulatory region sequence-specific DNA binding. Gene Ontology annotation, cellular component: nucleus.